Molecule: messenger RNA, 1170 nt
Organism: Electrophorus electricus (electric eel)
Lineage: Eukaryota; Metazoa; Chordata; Actinopteri; Gymnotiformes; Gymnotidae
Source: RefSeq, a predicted model, not a curated record
AUGCGAGGUGUAAGGUGGAUGCUUCUGGCACUGCACCUUGUGUGCGCCAGGGCCACGCAUUUGGCACCGAUGCCUUGCGAUAGCAAGAGUGUGGAGAAGCUGGCUCUGCUUGCCAUGACCUACAUCAACGAAGACAGACAAACGGGAUACAAAUUCGCCCUCAACAGAGUCUUCAACGCCCACGUUCACCCCCAGGGGCCAGCCGGAAAAGUCUACUAUCUUGACUUGGAUAUCCUUGAGACCAAGUGUCAUGUCCUAAGCCCCAAAUCCUGGAAGCGGUGUGAGAUAAGGCCGUUCAUGGAGACACAAAUCUCUGGGAAUUGCAACACGACCAUUUUACACACAACAGAAGGAUUCUCCUAUCUGUACAGCUACGACUGCACUCUGGUUCCAGAUCCGCCCGAAAAGUUACAGAGGACAUGUCCAGACUGCCCCCUGCUGUUGGCUUUGGGCAGUGACAGGGCAGUGUCCGCCGCUAAGACGACCCUGCGUAGAUACACCCAGCAGAGCACGUUACCUAUGAGGCUCACCCUAGACACAAUUACCAGGGCCUCCCAGCGGACAUCCCCGACCGCGGCCAUCUUUGUGGAGUACACAGUGCAGGAGUGCUCGGUCUCGCCGGUCCAGGAGGUGCUGUGUGUGCCUGCAGACGCAGGCAAAGGGCCCAUCGGUUUCUGCACAGGGGCGGUUUUCGGCCCCGGCACCAUCCAGAUGAGCGUUAAGGUGUCCUGUGAAAUAUUCCACCCUCAGGUACUGUAAAUACCCCCGUUUGUUUUAUCAGACUAGCUGCCCAGGCAAGGGAAAAAGACUCUGGCUGGACAGGCGUCUCCGGUUGCUCUGCCCCUCGCUCCUGAUGGCCACGCCUUGACGUUUGAAGACGCCAAGCAGGGGUCCCUGCAGCCGCUGGUCAGUUCCCAUCCCUCCUCUUCUCCGGAGUCCAGCCAGUCCAGCGAGUCCAGCGAGGAGGAGUCUGUUUCGUCGGAGGAGCUGGUCGGGUCUGAGCGCAUCAUCCGGCCUCCACAGGACUUCCGCUACACGGCUUUGCGGCAGAAGAGGCAGGCGCCCGGAGAUUCCCAGCCUUCACCUAGUCCCGCGUUCCUGACCGUCUUCCCGGGAACGCCGUCUCCUUUCCGCUCCUGCCCUGGCGUCUCACGCUACACCACUGUGUAG